Molecule: messenger RNA, 3486 nt
Organism: Penicillium canescens
Lineage: Eukaryota; Fungi; Ascomycota; Eurotiomycetes; Eurotiales; Aspergillaceae
Exons: 5
Coding region: 1-3486 (1161 amino acids)
Source: RefSeq, a predicted model, not a curated record
AUGCCUCCCGAUGACCCAUUCUCGUUCCUGCCGGAGCAGCCUCAGCCCCAGCCCAAGCCCACAAAGUCUCUAUGGAGAGAGAAGUUGUUCUCCAAGAGCAAGAACAAGGGCGCGUCGCAUCAGGAGAUCGCAGACUUCCUAGGCUCGUCCAGGGAAGCGCCAGCGCCAGAACCAGUACCAGUACCGCCGACGGUCGACCCGAGAUACAACCCUCCGCAAAACGUUGCUCGCGCUCCUUUUUCUAACGAUGUCUCUGUCCCUUCGAAACCAGCCCCGCCACCUCCCCGCGACAACUAUGCCGCAUUCGACUUCUCACAACAAACUACGCAACCUCCAUCGACAAAGCCCCGAAAGGGCAAGGGAUUACGGGUUGAAUUUUCAAAUCAAAACCCUGACGUGAUUGGGGAAGGGGGUGACGAGUCGGACACACCCACAAUUGAGAUCUCGCGCGCCCGCCAGAGAUCAAUCAGCGGCAGCGCGUUGAGUGGAAAUGCCCGCGACCACUCGUCAGACUCGCGAUCGAAUCUGCCCGCGCUAAGAGUCGACACAUCGCUGGGCGAUGGCGAUGCGCGACCCCGGCGAGCUGCCACUAAGCGGGACCCCCGUGGGGAAUCCGGUUGGAAACCGCCCCUCAUGCAUAACGUUCAGGAUGCCGAUUUCUUGGCGACAUUGCCUUUGAGUGAAAGUGGCUCUCGGUUAUCAUUCCGGGGCGAUUCCGAAGAGGCCUCGUUCGCAGAACGUGUUCGCGACAAGAUGUCAGCGGAGGAAGGCCGUGCCUUGCACCGUGCGUAUGAGGACGAUACACCUUCUCCUGGAGGCGAUUACGAAGAUCUGCCCACUCCUCCCAGCCCUCCCAGCCCAGAACCGCCGUUGAAGGAGAUCUCUGCAUCGGAAUCUGGCUAUGAAACAGCCCCAAUGUCAGUCACAUCAACUGCGCCGUCGGUCGCUCUGUCUAUGAAGUCGAUUGUACACUCGAUUCGCAAUCCCCCAAGUCCUGUCACCUAUCGCCAACCAGAAAGUCUCAGUCCCGUUGACACUCGCAUGCCCCCGAGUCUCACACCAGGCAGCCCCGGCAAGGUCUCGCCAACACGCGCUAACCCACCACCCCCGGAAUUGCAUCCCCCAAAUCUCAUGUCACCUCCCAGUCGCGAAGGACAAGAGCCAUCUCGCAGCCCUCAGCCACCCAAAUAUUCUUUACGCAACGUUGCAAAUCAGGUCAAUGAGACCGCAUUUGAUGAAUUUAAGGAGUACAAUGCGAGAUAUGAAAGUCUUAUCCAACUGGCAGCGGAAAGUGUCAAGCCGCUAGUCGAAACGUCUCUAACAGAAUGGGUACGAUCUGCAAUUUGGUGGUUCCUGCGAGGAAAGACACGAUUGGAAGCAUAUGCCCGCUCCCGUUCAACGUCGCCGCCAAGCUUUGCUAGGCAGGCCGUAAUUGAUCUCGGAAAGGCGUUAUGGAUCAAUGAGCACAUCGUUCCCGGCCACAGCGAACUGACCAAGUACGGGGCUAUGAGCGUUGACGCUCUACUUGCAGUUGCAAGCACCACCGGCGACAAAGUGCUGGUUGAUCUUCUCAAUUUGCAUCAGGUUCUUUCUAACCACAUUCGGUCGCUUUCCAUGUCCAUCAAGCGAAACAACAUCCUCGCAGCGGUUAUUUCAGACGAUGGAUCCCCUACUCAGUUGGACACCACCAUCUGGCUGCGUUAUCCUUUCUACGCCCCCGAUGUUUCUGCGGUCUUGUCUGGCGCGGCAACUAGAUCGAUGUUGGCAGAUACCGCUAGUAAGACACCAAAUCUGGUUCAUAUGAUGCCUUUGAGCGAUACAAAUCGCUACUUUAGCUAUGGCAACAUGUUUGUACAAGUAUGCGUGAGCUCUAAUGAUGAUGACGGGCAACAGCAAUACGCCAUGCCCUGUGUAUUGACCAUUGUCCGCGAACGCGCAGAUUGGUAUGUCUGUGCGGCGAUCACCAGUCAAAGUCAGCUUGUCAACAUCUUGAUUCAAUCCGACCGCAAGCAGGGACCGACCUGGGAAGAUGUGGAUUGGCAAGUCCGGUCGAACUCCAUGCGAGUCAAACUCCCUCGGGGAUUCGAGCUGGAUGUUAUGUUCAAGGAAGAAGAUUUCAAGACCCUUUGGAACAUUGUCAAGUACACCCAAAAGUCGGAAGCCAGUCUACAUCCUGAAGCUGGCGAGACGGUUGUGUUUGAGAAUACUGUUAAGAUGUUCCAGUACAUGGACCCGGGUACACCCAGGGCAUUCCCUCCUGACCCCUCCGAAAGAUGCCGGGUUCGUUUGUUUGAGCGGUCAGUGACUGUGACAGAAGGCACUGGAACUCGCAAUGCGCACCGCGGCUUCCGACUUGUCGUUCUGACUAGUCCCAAGGUGAAGACUUUGAGCAGUAUUCGUCAUAUCCUGGGCCAUGGUUCACCAAUCGUGUUCGGUCUUUUGCGCGGGGAGGAUGGUGCACCUGCUCUUCUUCUCAAGGUCACUGAAGAUGGCCGUCAGAGAUCCAUGUUGAUGACUUUCCACAAGGUGGAGGAGCGUACCAGUAUUCAUUCUGUUCUUCUCGGCAUGGUUCCGAAGGAAGGAGAGCUCAAAUCACCGGACAUUCCCAUCAAGUCUUACUGCAUUGAGCAACCCGCAGACCCAGUCAGUGGCCAACCUCCUGUCAAAUAUGUGCAGUUCCCCGCUGGAAGUGUUUCUGUGAUUGACCAACAACAUGCCUACGUUGAGCAUGGUUAUGGACCUACGAUUCUAUCAGAACAUUUGAGGGCUUUUGUCGCCACCGAAUGGGGCUCUGUUACAGACCGGAUUAACUUAGGCCCUGGUGAAUUGAAGAUCGGCCUGGAUGUUAAUAGUCAGAACAGCAUGAGUUUAUUCCGCUCAGCGCAGCAGGAUCUGACUCUCUCCCUUGCGGAUAACCUUAUUCGCCCUGAGAUGCCAGAUCAAUUAACAGGCUUCCUGGAGAAGAUCACAGUGAAGCCGAUGGUUCGCCGGCUGGAGUUCCCCACGAUGCAGGAUCUCCAUGCAUUCGAGCAAGCUGUCACUGGCUUCCAGGUGCUUUAUGAUGGUAUGGCCACAUCCUUCACCAUUUCCCGCCGGCGGAUGGUGGUACCAAUCUACAAGAAGUGGGAAGCACCACUGGCUCGAAUCCAGAUUGUUCGACAGGAAAGAGUCGUUCAAUUGCUUGUCUUCUUCGCCGAUUUCCAACACGGCACAUGUAUGAACUUUGUUCUGAAGGGCACCGACCUCAUGGAGCCAUUCAGCCGGUCUGGCAAGUUCGGUAUUCGCCUUGUAGAUGCCAAGUUCGCUCUUCCUAAGAAGGACGAGGAUCCUUCUUCCAACUUUGUCUGUCUGGACAUGCCCGAGUAUCCUAUCGAACACGACGAUCUUGCCAUUUCGUUCGAUACGGAAGCCGCCCGCGCCACCUUCCGAGCCGCUCUGCCAGGAUCCGUGCGAGAGCCAUCCCGCAUGGGCUCGAUUCGUCGUUAA